Messenger RNA from Cornus florida, 1434 nucleotides. RefSeq lists its product as uncharacterized. Bases 217 to 1218 code for a protein of 333 amino acids. The record is from RefSeq and is a predicted model, not a curated record. NCBI's taxonomy places the organism in Eukaryota, Viridiplantae, Streptophyta, Magnoliopsida, Cornales, Cornaceae. The transcript is spliced from 5 exons.
CACCCCUGACGUACAAGUUGUUUUCAGAUUAUACUUCGAACACUGUAUUCAUGAGGUUAGAGCUUCAGUGAAUGACCAUGUCCAUGGUCCCCUAGAUAUUCACGUUUUCGGCGUCUCUCCAAUUUCCGAAAUUGUGUCUAUCACUCUUUGAGUUGGAAGUGAACAAAUAAAUAUUUGUUCUUUUAUUCCCUGGGAGUGUUGUUGUUCGUUUUCAGUAUGGAUUUUAAUGGUAAUGGUAUAACAUGGGCUGGGAUAUUCCAAAAGAUUGAAAAUCUUUUCAUGGAGGUGGAUGAUAUGGUAUCUGAGUUAUGUUCAGAUUUUUUGCAUGAUAUGUUCCCUCCAAUUUUAGUAGAUUCCAUGAAAGGAGCAGUUUCUGAUCUGUCUCUAGAAGAAAAUAAAAUUACCGAACUUGCAGCCCAUGAAAGCUCAGAGGAAUUUGUUGAAAAAGAUUCUAAAAAGGGGCUUUGGAAUGUAAAUUCUUUGCCCCAUUCAUGGAUGCAUGUUGAUUCAUCUUUGGAGCAAAAUACUGAGAUUGGGAAGGGAAAUUCUGUUGAAGAGAUAUGUUCCUAUGAGAUUCCAGAAUUAGUUGCUCAUGCAGAGAAGGAUUCAAGCAUCGUGUUAUUGUGUCAUGAAGUCCACCAAUCCAAUCAAGAAGAAAAAUGGGAUGGUCAGAUCAAAUUGUUAACUCCAAGUUCAUUUGAAGGGUGCAACUCUUCCCUUGAAGAAGGAAGAAGUCGUAACAUUGUGAAUGCCACAACUAAUAUUACGACUGCCCUUACAUUGGCCAGUUCUGCUCUUUUGGUCGGUUCCAUUGAAUGUGAAGUUCCAGAGAGUGGACUGACUUCUCCUAGUGAUUUCUUGUCAGCUGUAUCGAGGGAUACAGAAGAGGAAGAUGAUCAUGUUAUUAAACCAGGCAUAGAAACAUUUUCACCAUAUAAUGGACUGAAGCUUGAAGAUAGUUGCAUUUUCGUGGAUAGAAGUGAAAUGUGUUCAAUUCCUCCCAAAGCAGCAAUUCCUCAGUCUCACAAGAAAAAUUUUCGGCAGGCUGUUACUUCAAAAUUGAAGUUAGCAAGAAAGCAGCAGGAUCGCGAUCAACAAGCAUCUCGUUAUGCAGGUCAAAGUCGAAACAGUAAAGAAAGUUUUGCACCAUCCACACUCAUUGUAAAGUUGGAGUCGUCGGAUAAUGAUUUUUGUGAAUCGGAGUGGGAGAUCAUCUAGAUAAAUUAACUUUUUAGCGAGUCUCUUGUUCAAGGUUUGUCAGAGAGUCUGAAGUUAUAAGGCACUCCUUAAAUGUGAAAAGACACAAUGAGGUAGAGGGAAAGGCUGGCAAGAAUUUUUGCAUUAGCAGGAAAAUAUAAUAAUAAAUUUAGCAUGAAUUGAUGCAAAACACAUAGUUUCUCUGAAGCCCUAUCAAUAAUAUGUUCUUGUUUUUGU